CAACCAAUCCGCGACGCCGUUCGUGGUUUCCAUGGGGCUGUUAACAACCAUCAACCGCUGCCUUUCUGUUUGCUAGCUAGCUAGCUAACUAACUAACUAGCUAGCAAGUUGAGGAAUUAGCAAGGCGAACUAACUAUUGGAAACUUGUCUUUAUCAAUUGUAAAUAGGUGCUUGCCACCGUCACCAAUAUACUAGCUAGGUGGACUGAUUUUUAAGGGUUUCUUUGCCUGUCAGAAAGACGCUAACGUCAGAAAGAGCUAACGUUAGUUAGCGGCUAAUCCCAAAAAAGAAGAGGACUCGUUAAUCUAGCUAACUAGCUACUGCAAGCAAGUUUGGUAUCGUUCAAAAUGAGCGAACAGCUUAAAUUGAUCGUUGAACAGCUCAACAAGGACCCAUUCAAGAAAAACUUUAACCUCAUCACGUUUGACUCCCUCGAACCGAUGCAGCUGCUACAGAUUCUGAAUGAUGUUCUGGCUGAAAUAGACCCAAAGCAAGCUAUAGAUAUCCGUGAAGAAAUGCCUGAACAAACCAUAAAGAGAAUGUGUGCUCUGCUGGGGAUGCUGAAAUAUAAACCUCCUGGCAACCUCUCUGAUGUGAGCAGCUUCAGACAGGGCUUAGUGAGUGGCAGCAAGCCCGUGGUCCACCCAAUCCUCCACUGGCUGCUGCAGAGGCUCCCUGAGCUGAAGAAAAGGGCUUAUCUGGCUCGCUUUCUGGUCAAACUGGAGGUGCCUGCAGAGUUUCUGCAGGAUGAUGUUAUCAAUGACACCUUUCACCAGUACGAGGAGCUGGUGGAAGGUUUCAAGACGUAUCACAAGGAGUGUGAGCUGCUGAGGACUUCAGGUUUCUCCACAGCAGAAAUCAGAAGGGACAUCAGUGCGAUGGAGGAAGAGAAAGACCAACUAAUCAAACGUGUAGAGAGGCUAAAGAAGAAGGUGGAGUCCGUGUCCAACCAUCAGCGGAUGCUGGAACAGGCCAGACAGCUGCGAGUGGAGAAGGAGAGAGAGGAGUCGCUGACUCACCAGAAGCAAGAACAGAAGAACCAACUGUUCCAGGCCGAGCAGAGACUGCAGAGAUCGCAGCAGCAGUUGAAGGAUGUACAGCAGGCUGCAGCAGACGCCGACCCAGAGAACUUAAUGAAGAGGCUUGAAGAGGAGAUCAAGAUCAACUCCUACAUGGUCUCGGAGAAACUCCCCAAAGAGUUGGAGGGUAUGCGACGAACAGUGCAGUACCUGCAGAAAAUAUCAUCAGAGCCCGCCAUGGGCCAGGCCGAUCUCCAGGAGCUGGAGGACCAGAUUAAAGAAGUGGAUUCUCAGAUAAACCAGUUGAUUGAGAAGAGGAUGAUGAGAAGUGACCCCAUGGAUGACAAACUGACCCUUUACAGACAACAGGCCUCCAUCAUCAUUCGACGGAAAGAGUCAAAGGCGGAGGAGCUUCAGGAAGCGAGGGAGAAGCUGGCCGCAGUCAAGAGGGGGCUAAGGCAGAGGAGCAGCCAGGCAUCCUCAGAUGGGGGGGAGGACAUCCGGGGGGAUGAGCUGAAACGUUUGGUGGUAAAAUUGCGCGGCAAGGGAACAGUAGUCAAGAAGAAACGCCAGGAAAUUGCUGAGCUGAAAGCAGAAUAUGGAGUCCUGCAACGAACCGAGGAGAUUCUCAGGCAGAGACAUGAGACUGUCCAACAGAAACUGCAAACUAUGGAAGCUGAGAAGGGCAUCUCUGGCUACAGUAACACUCAGGAGGAACUGGAGAGGGUGUCGGCCAUCAAGAGCGAACUGGACGAGAUGAAGGGCCGCACACUGGAUGACAUGUCAACAAUGGUGAAGAAAUUAAACUCUAUGAUAGUGGAGAAGAAGUCAGCUCUCGCACCCAUUAUAAAAGAACUGAGGUCACUGAGACAGCAGUGUCAGGAGCUAAACCAGGAAUAUGAGGAUAAGAAGGCACAAUAUGAAAGUUGUACUGCUGGUUUGGAGAGCAACAGAUCUAAAUUGGAGCAGGAGGUGAAAGCAUUGACAGAGGAGACAGCACAGGAGGAAAACCAAUAUCAUUAUAUCAACUCCAUGUCAGAGAUCAUUGAGAUGCAAAUACAGCGGGCGGCUGACGAGAUGAAGGCCUAUGUGUCCUCUGAUCCACAAGAGAAGAAGAAGGCCAUCAGGGAAGUUUACCUGAAGAACAUUUCAGAACAGGAGUUACUUGGCAAGAAGUUACGUGAGAAGCAGAAGAUGGUGAGGGAGAGCCACAGCGCCAACAUGGAGCAGAUGAUGAUGUGGCGUGAUCUGGAGCAGCUGAUGGAAUGCAAGAGGCAGUGCUUCAUAAGGGCUCAGAGCCAGGCAUCUAUUGGUCAGGUCAUCCAGGAGGGAGGAGAAGAUAGGCUGGUGCUGUGAGGACCUGUAGGCAGGGUCAACUAACCCACAGGUCCAACUUAAUAUUCUAUAUCUUGAUGUAAGAUGGCUAAAUCUUUUUUACAAUAUAGUUGUUAGAUGUUACUGUACAACAGGGGUGUCAAACUCAAUUUCACCAUGGGCCACACUGGAAAAAUAGGAAUCACAUCAAACGUUAGACAUGUUUAUUGACUAUUGUUUUAUUUAAUCAAAAAAGUAAAAAAAAUUAAAAACUCUUACGCAGUUUGGUCUACAUAAAGUCCUAAAAAGCCAGCAA
Molecule: messenger RNA, 2649 nt
Organism: Etheostoma spectabile (orangethroat darter)
Lineage: Eukaryota; Metazoa; Chordata; Actinopteri; Perciformes; Percidae
Product: intraflagellar transport protein 81 homolog
Exons: 18
Coding region: 348-2375 (675 amino acids)
Biological process (GO): cilium assembly; intraciliary transport
Cellular component (GO): intraciliary transport particle B; ciliary basal body
Molecular function (GO): tubulin binding
Source: RefSeq, a predicted model, not a curated record